AUGUCUCUCAUUAGGAUCGAGUUAGUGUGCAGCACUAAUCAAAGGGGUGAGGAGCUCACCAGUCACGGUAUAAGUGAGGUGGAUGUUCAUAACGGCUGUCCCUCAGUGGGGAACAAUGAGACUCACAUUCUGCCAGUGGAAAGCCACAAACCAGGCGAGAUGGAGUCCAUAGCCAACCUCAAAGAGCGACUGCAACUUGCAGAAUUAAGCUGUUCAAGGCUUAAAGAGGCUCAAGAGCUGUACCAAAAGUACAGACUUCGUUGGUUAGAGGAAAGCUAUCGUGCAAGGGUGUUAGAAGGAUACGCACCACACGGGAUCAAUACUUACUCUCCCCGUCAGAUCACAUGGGACGCUCCUUCUCCCAUUCAAAGCGAUGACGAUGACAAAGUUGAACUAUAUACUACUAUUGAGGCGGAGCUUUCUGAGUAUGAAAGGGCGUCUUAUCAACCAAUCAACUACAAGGAGAAAAGGGGAAAGGGUUCAUAG
Suillus paluster is the source of this 486-nucleotide messenger RNA. RefSeq lists its product as uncharacterized. The record is from RefSeq and is a predicted model, not a curated record. The transcript has 5 exons. The coding region runs from base 1 to 486 and encodes 161 amino acids. Lineage: Eukaryota; Fungi; Basidiomycota; Agaricomycetes; Boletales; Suillaceae.